GACCACGUGACGUGUUGUGUAAUCGUACCUGCACUUUCCCACCAGAAACUCUCCGCCGGCGAUUCGAAACGUGGUUUCCGGUUCUUAACGGAACAGGGGGGGCGUAUAAUUACGGAUACACCCGCCGUACCGUAGCGGAGCAGGAUGUGCGGACGCACCGCAUGCACUCUAGCGCCGGACGACGUCAGCAAAGCAUGCUCCUACCGGGACAAGCGAGGGACGAGGAAGUGCCCCCAGUGGAGAGACGGGGACGCCACCAAAUACACGCCAUCCUAUAACAAGGCUCCCCAGUCCACUAGUCCUGUACUUGUGUCUUUAAAACACUUUCAAACGGAUGCAGACUCUUCCGAGCGAGUCCUUGCAGCGAUGCGCUGGGGACUUAUUCCUUCCUGGUUUAGUGAAUCAGACCCAUCAAAAAUGCAGUACAAGACCAAUAACUGCAGGAGUGAUACCAUCACUGAGAAGACCUUAUAUAAAGCCCCCCUGUUUAAAGGCAAACGAUGUGUCGUUCUCGCCGAUGGGUUCUACGAAUGGCAGAGACAGAAUGGUGAAAAGCAGCCUUAUUACAUAUACUUCCCUCAGAUCAAAGCAGAACAGUCUCCAGACACAAAAGAGAACGCGGGUUGGGAUGGUUGGAGACUGCUUACCAUGGCGGGACUCUUUGACUGCUGGGAAGCACCCAGCGGAGAGAAGCUGUAUACCUACACCAUAAUCACGGUGGAUUCUUCCAAAAGCAUGGAUUGGAUACACGACAGGAUGCCGGCCAUACUGGAUGGAAACGAGCAAAUAGAGAAGUGGUUGGACUUUGGGCAGGUGCCUACCCAGGAGGCUCUGAAACUUAUCCAUCCCAUUGAAAACGUCACCUACCACCCUGUUUCAAGCAUUGUGAACAGUUCACGUAAUAACACAGCGGAGUGCAUAUCUCCAGUUAUUUUAAACAAAAAGAAGGAGCCGGCGUUAAACGCAAGCGGUAAAAGAAUGAUGCAGUGGUUACAGAAUAAAUCUCCAAAGACGGAACACGAUCUCGGUCCUAAAUCACCACCCAAACUGUCCGAUUUUGCGAUAUCACCCAAGAAAACAAGUGCCGGUUUAAUGCAUCAGUGGCUAAAGAAGGAAGAUGCGCCGCUUCCGAAAAGACAGAAGAAAUAAGAAAGUUUCUGUCCCCAACACCCUGAAAUUGUUCGUAUUUUUACAAUUUGUGCGUUUUUUAAGCUUCUUUUUACACGGCCUGCGGAUUAAAAGUCACACCGUCAGCCAUUAACAAUCAGUGCCGAAACAGCACAAAUUUAACGGCUUCUUUUAAAAAACAUUCCUGUUAGAACAUUCACAGAUGUAAGUUUUGAGGCGUAGAAUCAGCUAUUUACUGCUAACGUUUUUUCCAUAAACUUUCUUCGGAAGUGAAUAGCGUUUAGCAGGGAAUAGUUGAUUUCACGUGCAAAGAAAACCAAGAUUUUGUGGGGAUGUGAGGGAAGCAAUUUAUCUACGCACUGUCCACUUCCUGAGCAAGUGCCUUCCAUAAUGCACACUGAAGCUGCCAGAUGAUUGGA
Molecule: messenger RNA, 1547 nt
Organism: Spea bombifrons (plains spadefoot toad)
Lineage: Eukaryota; Metazoa; Chordata; Amphibia; Anura; Pelobatidae
Gene: HMCES
Product: 5-hydroxymethylcytosine binding, ES cell specific
Exons: 7
Coding region: 145-1149 (334 amino acids)
Biological process (GO): DNA damage response
Molecular function (GO): single-stranded DNA binding
Source: RefSeq, a predicted model, not a curated record